AUGGCUACUGACUCUACUAAGAACGCUGAUGUUCCCAAGGAACAGUCGAUUCCCGACAAGAAGAAUGCUCCUGAAACUGCCGAGCACUCAUCUGCAGAGCUUAACAAGAACACCACCGACAUGACAACCAGUGUCAACAAGGACGACAAAACCGUUGAUGUGAAGAAGAGUCGGCGCAAAGUAUUGGAUGAGCAUUACAGCAAGCUCGCCAACACCACUCCGGAGGAAUUCCUCACCAAGAACCCUCAUCCCAAGGAUGUUUCCACUUCCAUGAUGCUUUCAUCCGAGGCCCACCAGCAAAUGACUAAAGUAGAGGAUGAUGAUAUGGCGUACCUGGAGCACUACUACGACAAUGGAAAGCUGUCAGAAUACGACCUCUUGGAGUUGGGGGCCAGGGAAAUGUAUCUGUAG
This is a messenger RNA of Fusarium fujikuroi IMI 58289, 411 nucleotides long. RefSeq lists its product as uncharacterized. The record is from RefSeq and is a predicted model, not a curated record. Lineage: Eukaryota; Fungi; Ascomycota; Sordariomycetes; Hypocreales; Nectriaceae. Bases 1 to 411 code for a protein of 136 amino acids. The transcript has 2 exons.